AAGUGUCAAAUUAAUUUUUGUUUUGAAACCGCGACGAGUGAGCUUCCUCCGCGUACAGCUAGACAUUUUCGGACCAUUUUUGUCAGUAUUUAUUGAUCAAAUUCCGGAUUUUUGCGGUAAUUUUCGUACCACACAGUACAGUGAACCAUGGCCAAUUACAAUCCAGUUGAUCUCGUGGAAGAGGACGCCGCUGAUCUGCAAUUUCCCAAAGAAUUCGAAAACGCCGAAACCCUUCUUAUCAGCGAGGUUCACAUGCUGCUGGAGCACCGCAAGAACCAGAACGAAUCCUCCGAGGAGGAGCAGGAGUUUUCCGAAGUGUUCCUCAAAACCUACAACUACACCGGCAUGUUCCGCAAGUUCAAGAACAAGGAAACCAUCGCCAGCGUCCGGAGCUUACUGAUGUCCAAAAAGCUGCACAAAUUCGAACUGGCUGCGUUGGGGAACCUCUGCCCGGAGGUACCCGAAGAGGCCAAGGCUCUCAUCCCGUCGCUGGAGGGACGCUUCGAGGACGAAGAGCUGAGGCAAAUUCUGGACGACAUCGGUACAAAGCGAAGCUUGCAGUACUAGAAGGGGUGUUUCUCAUAUUUAUAUUCCUUAGGUAAAUAAGCUAAAUGAGGUAUGUAAUUGCAUUUCUUAGCGAUUCCAUUGAAUUGUGUGCUUAGCAGCGUAUAAACUUGGUAAAAACAUAA
Messenger RNA from Aedes albopictus (Asian tiger mosquito), 689 nucleotides. It is a transcript of the gene Polr2D, whose product is annotated as DNA-directed RNA polymerase II subunit Rpb4. Lineage: Eukaryota; Metazoa; Arthropoda; Insecta; Diptera; Culicidae. Gene Ontology annotation, biological process: transcription initiation at RNA polymerase II promoter. The transcript has 3 exons. The record is from RefSeq and is a predicted model, not a curated record. Gene Ontology annotation, molecular function: nucleotide binding; translation initiation factor binding. Gene Ontology annotation, cellular component: RNA polymerase II, core complex. The coding region runs from base 148 to 567 and encodes 139 amino acids.